AUGUAGCCAUAGAAUUGUAAUAAGGCAGUCAUCCAAAACCUUUAAGAUAUGAUCAUCAAUCAGGCUGACAUGAGCAUAUUCUUGAGACAAAGUCAAAAGCUGAGAGUGUUGCUUACAAUACCACCAAAGCAAAGAACGGAUGAUCACAUUAGAGAAAUUAGUGUUUUAGUGCAGGGAGUCAAAUUUUUAUCUCGAUAUCGUGAGAAGCCUUAUUACAAUGAAUUGUGUCGUAAUUUAUAUGUAAAGACAUUCCAAUAAAAAAAAACAAUUUUCAAGUAAGGAGAUAAAGGAACGUGUUUCUAUGUUAUUUUGAGUGGGAUAGUGAAAAUAUAUGCUAAUGAGCCUACUUUAGCUAUAUUGGGGAAGGGCAAUUGUUUUGGGGAAAUAGCGUUGUUUUUUGGGUCUUAGAGAACUGCAACGGUGAUAGCAGAAUCAGAAUGUGAUCUAUUAAUGUUGGAUAGAGAUGUGUUUUAAAAAUAUAUAUAAGAAGAUUUGGAUGUUUUCGAUUUGUAAUCAACUAAUCUGAAGGAUGUUAGACAUUUCCUUAAAAAAGUUUAACAAUUCUCAUUUUUUAGUUCUGAGGAAAUUACUUAGAUAAGUACAAAAUGUCGUAAAUCAACUCUUAAAUAAUAAACCAUUAUUUUAAAAUAAGGUGUUGUACCUAAAUCAUUAUACAUAAUUAAAAGUGGGAGAGUGCGUGUAAUGAAGAAGAUCGAGGUUGGCACUCAGUAUUAUGAAUUAGAUGAAUUGGAACAGGGGUCUGUUUUUGGAGAUCAUGCUUGUCUGACCAAUAGUGCAUCUGAGUACACUUAUAUCACUUCGCUGCCAAGUGAAUUAAUUCAUCUUAACGGUUUCGAUUUAAAACAAUAUGUUUCAUAAGAGAGUUUAAAUAAGUAUGUCGAGUCUGUUCGUUUCUAUCCAGAGCCAGAAACUCUGUGUCAAAUGCAAGCAGAAGAUCUGUAGUGGAAGGAGUACAAGAAGUAGUUAGUUCAAAACGUGUUGAAUGAUAAGAUGAACAGCAGAGGAUUUGAUAAGAGGAUGCGGUUACCUGAAUUACGUUAUAAAUUGGUGGAUGCUCCUGAUCAGUAGAUUUUCCAGAGGACUUUGUAAGAGUUAAUGAUUUAUGUUGUAGUGUAUUGA
Paramecium tetraurelia is the source of this 1140-nucleotide messenger RNA. RefSeq lists its product as uncharacterized. The transcript is spliced from 3 exons. The record is from RefSeq and is a predicted model, not a curated record. NCBI's taxonomy places the organism in Eukaryota, Ciliophora, Oligohymenophorea, Peniculida, Parameciidae.